ACCGGUUUGCCAUGGCGCCGCUGCUGUCCGCCGAGCAGCGAGCGGUCUAGUGAUUCUAUACGUCAUUGAUCCAUUUGUUGGAUCAACAGUUCCAUUUGGUGAAUCACUUCCGGGUCGCGCCGGCGUUUCCGCCGCCCCACACCGGGCCGCCGUCCUUCUCUUUCCGCUCCGGGAGCAGCAUAGAGCCAUCACCGCACCGACAUGCUGUCAGUUCGCGUCGCAGCGGCUCUAGCCCGCACCUUGCCCCGAAGAGCCGGAUUUGUGUCCAGACAUGUUGCUGCGGCGGCGGUCGGAGCCAGGAGUCUGCACACAGCUCGGCCAUGGCUGCAGAAAACCGGCACCGCCGAGGUGUCGUCCAUCCUGGAGGAGAAGAUCAUGGGAGCCGACACCAGCGCCGACCUGGAGGAGACCGGCCGCGUUCUGUCCAUCGGAGACGGCAUCGCUCGGGUGUACGGCCUGAGGAACGUGCAGGCGGAAGAGAUGGUGGAGUUCUCGUCUGGCCUGAAGGGCAUGUCUCUCAACCUGGAGCCCGAUAACGUGGGCGUCGUGGUGUUCGGUAACGACAAGCUGAUCAAAGAGGGCGACAUCGUGAAGAGGACCGGCGCCAUCGUGGACGUGCCCGUGGGCGAGGAGCUGCUGGGCCGCGUGGUCGACGCUCUGGGAAACGCCAUCGAUGGAAAGGGCCCGCUGGGCUCCACGGUGCGCCGGCGCGUGGGCCUGAAGGCCCCCGGCAUCAUCCCCCGCAUCUCCGUGAGGGAGCCCAUGCAGACCGGCAUCAAGGCCGUGGACAGCCUGGUGCCGAUUGGCCGCGGCCAGCGCGAGCUGAUCAUCGGAGAUCGGCAGACCGGCAAAACCGCCAUCGCCAUCGACACCAUCAUCAACCAGAAGCGCUUCAACGACGGCACUGACGAGAAGAAGAAGCUGUACUGCAUCUACGUGGCCAUCGGCCAGAAGCGCUCCACCGUGGCCCAGCUGGUCAAGAGGCUGACGGACGCCGACGCCAUGAAGUACACCAUCGUGGUGUCAGCCACGGCCUCGGACGCCGCCCCCCUGCAGUACCUGGCGCCGUACUCCGGCUGCUCCAUGGGAGAGUACUUCAGAGACAACGGCAAGCACGCCCUCAUCAUCUACGACGACCUGUCCAAGCAGGCCGUGGCGUACCGCCAGAUGUCCCUGCUGCUGCGGCGCCCGCCGGGCCGCGAGGCGUACCCCGGAGACGUCUUCUACCUGCACUCCCGGCUGCUGGAGCGCGCCGCCAAGAUGAACGACAACUUCGGCGGCGGCUCGCUCACCGCCCUGCCCGUCAUCGAGACGCAGGCGGGCGACGUGUCGGCCUACAUCCCCACCAACGUCAUCUCCAUCACGGACGGACAGAUCUUCUUGGAGACGGAGCUGUUCUACAAAGGCAUCCGUCCGGCCAUCAACGUGGGUCUGUCGGUGUCUCGAGUGGGAUCUGCGGCCCAGACCAGGGCCAUGAAGCAGGUGGCCGGGACCAUGAAGCUGGAGCUGGCCCAGUACCGCGAGGUGGCGGCCUUCGCUCAGUUCGGCUCCGACCUGGACGCCGCCACGCAGCAGCUGCUGAACCGGGGAGUCCGGCUGACCGAGCUGCUGAAGCAGGGGCAGUACUCCCCCAUGGCCAUCGAGGAGCAGGUGACCGUCAUCUACGCCGGCGUGAGGGGACACCUGGACAAGAUGGAGCCCAGCAAGAUCACCAAGUUUGAGGCGGCGUUCCUUCAGCACAUCCUGAGCCAGCACCAGGACCUGCUGGCUGCCAUCAGAGCUGAUGGGAAAAUCUCUGAAGCGUCCGACGCCAAACUGAAGCAGAUCGUCCUGACCUUCCUGUCCAGCUUCGAGUAGUCUGCGUUCCAGUCGUACUUCCUGUGAACGGAUACCAUUCAAGCGGCCCUUGAUCUUCACUGUACAGAGAAUAAAUCAUCUUCUCGCCGCUGCUCUGUCCUCGGUGUCUUCUCUCCACGUCCCUGGCUCGGCUGGAAGGCCCCGGACCCGCCGGGCUCAGUUACGGAGAAUACCGCCAUCAAUCAUCAGGUUCUUUAUUAAAAUAUUAA
Salarias fasciatus (jewelled blenny) is the source of this 2066-nucleotide messenger RNA. It is a transcript of the gene atp5f1a, whose product is annotated as ATP synthase F1 subunit alpha. The transcript is spliced from 11 exons. NCBI's taxonomy places the organism in Eukaryota, Metazoa, Chordata, Actinopteri, Blenniiformes, Blenniidae. The record is from RefSeq and is a predicted model, not a curated record. Gene Ontology annotation, biological process: proton motive force-driven ATP synthesis; proton transmembrane transport. Gene Ontology annotation, molecular function: ATP binding; proton-transporting ATP synthase activity, rotational mechanism; ADP binding. Bases 202 to 1857 code for a protein of 551 amino acids.